GUUCACAGGCACCCAAGAAUCAACGAAGAGAGGGUCCUUGGUGUCGGCUCCCUCGUUUCAAAGAUUACUGAGAAACUAUCAGCAAAACCGAAGAAAGAGGAAGAAGUGCUUCAGCUCUUCAUCAAGAUGAAACUGGUCAAUCAAAAGACCAAUAUCUUGGAAAACCCGCAGUUCCAGAAGUGGACCAGCGCCGUCACCAAUGGCUACAAGGACUCACAAGCGGCUGACAUGGCUGGGGCAGCGACUUUGGCGAAACAGUAUGGGGACGAAGCUCUCGCGAAGAUGCUCGUCGAGGCCAAGCAAGUGCCAAGUACGGGAACGGUAGCAGCCAAACUGGAGGAGGCUCAGGCGAACAACUGGCUGAGCAGGGGACAAACGGCAGACUACGUGUUCCGUGUGCUGAAGGUGGACAAGGAGAAGUACGGAAUUAUGCGGAGCCCACACCUGAGCACGUGGGUGUCCUACGUGGAGAAGACGAAGGGAAAUCCGUACCAACUGCUGCUGGAGAAGAUGAAGGCGCAACGGCUUAGCGACGCUGCAAUCGCGAACAUGCUUGUUGGAGCGAAGCAAGACCCUGCUACGUCGUCUAUUGCGAAGAAAGGGGAGAGCGCGUUGUUCGAGAGCUGGAAGUCUCAAAGCGCGGACGAUAUUUUCAAGCUCCUCAAGCUGGACGACGAUCAAGGCGGAAAUCUCUUUACCGGUUUUCUCCCCUGUCUGAGCACCUGGGUCUCCUACGUGACGAAGUUGGAAGGAAAACAAGCAGACAAGCGAAUGUACUCAAUACUUCGAGCAACCUACGGCGACGACGAGAUAGCCAGGAUCCUUGUCGUGUCGAAGAAGCGCUUCAUGGGUGACGUGGCUGCGAGACUGGAGGAGGUGCAGCAGAAGGUUUGGCUGAGCGAAGGGAAAACUGCGAAGGGAGUUUUUGUGACGCUGAAACUCAACACCCAAGGAGACAAACUUUUUAAGAGCCCGGCGCUCAGCACAUGGGUCAACUACGUGACGAAGCUGAGUCCAAAGAAGGCGGACGAGGUAAUACUGUCGACAUUGAAGACGAGUUAUGCAGACGAUGCUCAGGCCAAGAUAUUUGUUGCAGCAAAGGGGAGCUCGGGUACGAAGGUCAUGGCUGGUCAAUUGGAGCGGGCUCAGAUAAAGGAUUGGCUCCGUAAUGACCAGUCGGCAGACGACGUUUUCAAGCUCUUGAAGUUGGACGAUGAUGUGGAUAACGUGUUAGACAACCCACUGCUGAGCCAUUGGUUGAGUUUCGUGGAGAAGCUGGACGAAAACCCGUACUCGAUCUUGCUUACCAAACUGAAGACAUCAAAACUCACAGAUACCGAUGACAAGCUCGUCGGGAUGCUGAUUAAGGAGAAGACGAAGGCCACUACAAGUGCCAUCGCUGGAAAACUGGAGGCAGCACAGCUCGACAAGUGGGUGAAGGAGGGG
Phytophthora sojae is the source of this 1446-nucleotide messenger RNA. RefSeq lists its product as hypothetical. The record is from RefSeq and is a predicted model, not a curated record. NCBI's taxonomy places the organism in Eukaryota, Oomycota, Peronosporomycetes, Peronosporales, Peronosporaceae. The transcript has a single exon. The annotation marks the transcript as partial.